This is a messenger RNA of Aspergillus versicolor CBS 583.65, 994 nucleotides long. RefSeq lists its product as uncharacterized. The coding region runs from base 115 to 630 and encodes 171 amino acids. The transcript has a single exon. Lineage: Eukaryota; Fungi; Ascomycota; Eurotiomycetes; Eurotiales; Aspergillaceae. The record is from RefSeq and is a predicted model, not a curated record.
AGAGUCUGAGUCUUCGUGGAAACAGGUCGGCUGAUUCUGCGUAUUCUUCGCAAACAGCCACAGCGCGGCCUGGUCAGACGUCAGCUCUGCUAUUCCAGGUAUUCCAUUGGCUUCAUGGCCUCGCUAGCAUUUGCAGAUGAACUGGGGCACUCCCCUGUUUGCAAACCCCGUCCUUGCACUGAGAUCGUUCAUGCCCUCGCUAUCCAGCUUCAUAGGCCAGUCGCAGCUCCAUCCAGUCCAGGAUCAAACCCAACCAUGCACGAUACAUGCGCCGCCUCUCGGAUCUACCAGGAAUUGAGCCAAUCUGUGCGCCUCAGUUCCCAACAGGUCCAUGGAGGACACUUUCUCCCGCAGCAUCAAGGCAUGGCCCGCGCGCUACUACGAAAGGAUCGGACUAUCGCAUCCUGCUGCGGCUUUUCUCUUCCUGCCCAGGGUCCCUCGCAUAUGAGCCCACUGCCGACAGAGACAGCAAGGGGCUGUACAACCUGGCUUACCCAUAGCCUGGUUCGCCUUAAGACGCCUUGUUCAGAGGCCUCCCACUCGCUCGCAUGUCAACCUGAUGGCCUUGGAGCCCCCACGGAGGUCCCAAAGGGACGGAAUCCUGUUAUGCAUUGUGGCACUGUGACGUGACCAAACCAGGACCAGUCCAAGCCUAUAGUUCGUGCUUUGUGGAGCAAAUACCUCGAUUCCUUCGGGCUAGCGGGCGGAUCUCGACGGGAUGUCCGAGUGCCAUUAUCUAGAGGAUGCGAUGGCGAUCGGAGGGGUCAAGAUCAUCUUUAUUGUGAGAUGCCUUCGCCCGAGUCGGCUUCAUCUUGCCAGCGUGGUGGGACGGGGGCCCCUGAGAUAUCAGCGGCUGGGUUUAGAAUGUCUCGGACAUGACGGGAAGCGAGGCGCAAAUUCGAGUCUCUGCAAGCAGGAGAUCCGAUUUACUGUGUCCGAAUGGUGUGCGUCAGACUGCAUGGGGGCUGACCAGGAACUGUCGCUCGCGAAGACU